AUGCGGGGACGGGAGGUGGGUGAAUGGGAACUGACUUCUCGGGGAAACACGCAUCGCUGCAACGACUUCCGCUGGUCGUGUUCGUGCCUCUUCGACAGCAGCUACAGCUUGCCGUGCCAGCAUCUGAUGUACAUUGCGCAGUAUGUGCAUAAGUUUGAGAAGCUGCCGGCCUCCAGCGUACCUCCACGAUGGGAUGCUGUGGUGAUGGCUGGAUUGGAGGAGGAAUUUUAUCGCGGCAUGGAAUCGCUUCGGAGCGUACAGCGCGCGGUGAAAGCAGCUUGGGAUACGUGGUGUGCUGUGUAUCGCUCAGGCGUACGCCAUUUUGAAGGAUAG
Molecule: messenger RNA, 333 nt
Organism: Phytophthora sojae
Lineage: Eukaryota; Oomycota; Peronosporomycetes; Peronosporales; Peronosporaceae
Exons: 1
Coding region: 1-333 (110 amino acids)
Molecular function (GO): zinc ion binding
Source: RefSeq, a predicted model, not a curated record